AUGUCACUAUGGGUACAACGAACGUCGACAGGUGGAGGAACUCUUGUUGAAUACGUGGACCAAACAGGUACACAAGGAUGGUGUACUACUCCAUUAGGAUUUUCCUCUUCUGGUAAUAUAGUUGCCAAUGCCUUUCUUCCAGAUACCCAGGUAACAGGUCCUGUUCUAUCGGUCCUCACAUGGAAGCAUAUUGCCACUACUUAUUCACAAACGCAUGGGCUUACAUUGUAUGUUAAUGGAGUAUCUGUUGGAAAUACAGGUGCACAGGCCAAUAAUGCACCAAAUACAGCAGUCACUCUGACAUUGGGCAACGCACUAAUUAGUGGCUAUUGUGAUCCACAGUCAAUUACAAGAGGUCCAUUUUAUGGCUAUUUAGAUGAAUUUCGUGUCUACUCACGUGAACUCAGUGCCGCAGAGGUUUCUGGACUUGCUAAUCCCUUAUGA
This is a messenger RNA of Adineta steineri, 444 nucleotides long. Lineage: Eukaryota; Metazoa; Rotifera; Eurotatoria; Adinetida; Adinetidae. The record is from the annotation of a GenBank genome assembly.